Etheostoma cragini (Arkansas darter) is the source of this 3884-nucleotide messenger RNA. RefSeq names its product serine/threonine kinase 11 interacting protein (gene stk11ip). Gene Ontology annotation, biological process: intracellular protein localization. The record is from RefSeq and is a predicted model, not a curated record. Bases 216 to 3857 code for a protein of 1213 amino acids. The transcript is spliced from 26 exons. Gene Ontology annotation, cellular component: cytoplasm. Lineage: Eukaryota; Metazoa; Chordata; Actinopteri; Perciformes; Percidae. Gene Ontology annotation, molecular function: protein binding.
CUUUUGGUGACUAUCCUUUUUGGUACAUCGGGGCCACCGUAGACGUUUUAGGCAAGUUGUCAUGUGAUGAAAAUAUGUCAACAUCACCGUGCACCGUAUUGUGAAACCAGCACAUUACUACUGAAACUUUUAUUUAUGUAUAAACAUGGGCAAAUUGUAGUACUGCUCUCUCGAAGUCAAAUUAGCUAUCCAUUUUUGGGCUGUCACUGCAAAGGAUGGCUUCACCUCAAAGGGGGCAGUCCUCCCUUGUACACAGCUUGGCCACACUCCUCCGAAACGAUGGUGACUUGGUGCUGGACGGCAGCAGCACUCUGACCUUGCCGGCGGCCAGCUUGCAGCAGCUCAUCCGGCUGUUUGAACAGUACUUGUUGCCCCGGAGCCAGCAGCAUGGGUUCCUUGCGCUGCCCUCCCACCCUGCCGACACUGCUUCCCUGCUACAGCUGCAGUUCCUGUUUGACGUCCUGCAGAAAACCAUUUCCCUUAAACUCAUCAACCCAACUGGGGUGAGACUUCAGUCUGUGGUGAAAAUCUUCCCAUUCAAGUCUUUGAGGUGUUUGGAGCUGAAGAGAAUCCCUCCACACUGUCUUGAGGGACUUAAAGGAAUUUACUCCCAGUUAGAGGUCUUUACAUGUUCAAAGAGCCUCAGCUCCCUGGAGGAGCUGCUUUCCCUGUGUGGAGGUGACCUGAGCUCUGCGCUGCCUUGGCUGGAACUGCACACGCUCAACUUUAGCUACAACUCCAUUGUUUGCCUUGACCAGUCACUAAGUUUACUGAACGUCCUGAAGUUCUUAGAUUUAAGCCAUAACAAGAUUCAGGAGUGUGCUGAAUUUAUGAAGCCCUUGAGUGAACUGGAGCACUUAAACCUGGGCUACAACUGCCUGCAGAGGGCGCCAACGCUGGGCCUGAGCGCCAGGGCCAAACUCCUCACACUUAUCCUCAGGAACAAUGAACUGGAGACCAUUAACGGUGUGGAGCAGUUGUCUUCACUCCAGGAAUUAGACCUGGCCUACAACCUCCUGUUGGAGCACUCCCAGCUGGCUCCUCUCUCCCUGCUGCACUGCCUCAAAACACUUAACCUGGAGGGCAACCCGCUGUACUUCCAGAAGACCCACCGCACCAGCACCGUCCGACAUCUCUCCCCAAAGGCUGCAAACCUUAGACUCAAACUUGAUGGUACCCCGCUGUCCUCAUCUGAGUUAUCAGUUCUUCCAAAACCAGGCAGGCUGAUCGUGCAGGUACAGACUGCACCUCCAGUUGCCAUGCCACCACAACGGAGUAACCAAGACGUGUCUAGUGGUGCUGGGGAGCUUAGUGACAGCCAGUCAGUUGGAGAGGUGGCAGUCUCACACAUUCGGAAGAAGAAAUCCAGGAGUAAGGUGAAAGUGCGCAGGGCCAGUAUAUCGGAGCCCAGCGAUACAGACUAUGAGCCCAGGCUGCUUUCCUCCUCACAGAGCAUCGUCCUCCCCCACCAGCAUGAGAUUGAGCGCAUGUCCAGCUUCAGAGACCAGCUGGGUGAGGACUGGCUGAGAUACCAACAUCAUCUAGAUGAAGCUUCCCUCUCCACCAUCACCGUCGCUGUCAACACUAACCCGCCACCCCCUCCCCACCAAGCCCUCCCCCUCCCCCUACACAACGGCCCUAACACAACCACGUGUCCAUCCAACAAUCCUGGGUGGCAGGCGGCUCCCUCGUCCCUGGAUGUCCCAGAGGUCCUCCCCCCAUCGUUGCUCCCGUCCGAGCCAGGAUUAGAGACAUCCGUGGAUGCAGACCAGGAAAUGGAGUCUACCCUACGGUGGCCCGGUCAGAGCUUACAGUCCACCUUGGAGGAUAGCGCGGUAGAUGGCAUGGUGGCAAGUCGGGGAGUGGUGAGCUUACCAGGAGCAAGUCCAGAGUCCCAGGGUUCAGCUAGAGGGGAGAGGGAAGACACCAAGGAGGAAGAAGAGGAGGAGGAUCUGGGAGUGGACUUGUGUCACCCCCUACUUGUGGGUGUCUUAUCUGACAAAGAGGAAGAAGAUGGCGAAGGCCAGGGGGAGAGGAGGAGGAGAAGGAAAGAGGUGUUCCUGCGCAUCAAACAGGGCCUGGCGCUGGAGGUGGACACGCAGAGCGGGCAGGAGAGAUGCCGCCUGGAGCUACGCAGCCUGGCUUGGGUGGAGACCACAGAGGCUGCCUGGACCCGAGGGGAGACCGAAGAGAUGCUUCCUGCUGUGGAGCUUCAGUUUGAGUACAUCAGCUGGGAGAAAAGGCGGAGGCGCUACGUCAUGCUUGAUGAUGAGCCACAGCAGGCAUUGCAGGCUCUGACUGACGUGCUGUCAAGUGUGGCUGAGGAAAACCAGCGACGUGACUCUGUGCUCCGGCCCAGCUGUGUUCGCCUGCAGUGCCUUCGCUGCAGGUCAGAGUUCACGCUUCAGGGAGAAGGGAGCGAGGAGCAGGCCAGGGGGAGAGCGAGGAGGAGAGGGGCUGUCAUGCUACCAGUGGGUGUCGACGAACUGGCUCAGGAGGAGUUCACAGAGUUUGAUGAUGACAGCAAAGGAAACAAUAACAUUUGUCCAGACUGUGGUAGCGAUCAUGUGGUCCAGCUGGCUGGCCAAUCAUCUCCCUACAGCAGUACGCCCAUCCAGCGCUCACCAAGGCCGGAGAGUGGUGACGAUCAUCUCGAUAUAGACCAGAGUGCAAAUAAGGAUGAUUACACAGAUGGCAGCAUCAGCAGCAGUCCUAUCCUCGGCGCUGCCACCACUACAGAGGACGCCACCUUCGUCACCGCCCAGGGAAGCUCCUUCUUCAUUGGGGACGGUCAGGGUGACACUUCCAGUCUCUCCUACAAAUCCGAGGGCCAGGGUAAAGAGGGUCUGGCUGGGAGCUACCAUUACAUCGCUACCGGUGACACACCACCUGAAGUCAAAGCCCACCCUGCAGGAAGGUCCGCCCAGAAUGAGGAUUUGGACCUACUGUCUGAGGACUACGAGGCGGUGGACCAUCGGCUGCAGCUUUUCCUGGAUGUGGACGUCUUCGAGGAGGAGGAAGAGCUUCACUCUUUCCUGAAAAUGUCAGCUGUCAAAUUUGGGGAGCCAGGGCAGGUUCCCUCUCUGUUGGUGGUGUCAAACCAGCGGAUCUAUUUCUUGGAAAUGACAUCAGAAACCCACAGAGGCCAGCUCUCCGAUUGGUUGCAGAAGAGGGACAGCCACCCAAUCAUGGAGCUCAGCUACCUGGAGGUGGGACUGGGCUCUCAGAGCAUCCACAUGGAGUUUGGAGACGGGGAAGUGGCCUACACCCUCCUCGUGAGGGACAGUUUACGCUGCAAACGCUUCUUUGGCCUCUUGACAGGAAUUGUGCGUGAGAUGGCGCACAAAUCGGAGAGCAAGCUGCAGUCCAUCUCUACUACAAGACUCAGCCCUCUGCACCAUCUCUGGCCUCUAGUGUGUGAAGACAUCCAGGCAGAUGUGGAGGAUGGCCAGCUACAGUUUUUCUACAUUCUGGCUUUCGUUCGGCAAGAGGAUAUUUGGACGCCGCUGACAGUCCUGGCAACCCGGGAAACCCUGUACCUGCUCAAAGAGGAUCACCAGUGGAGGAGAAGCUCAAACAGCCUGACAGGGACUGAAAACUACGAGCCGAGCAGCGGGAGCGUUGCUAUUUUAGAAACGCUGCCAAUCAGCUGCGUGAGCUCGAUCCACCUGUGGCCUUCAGACCAGUGCAGGAUGGAUAUCAAGCUUUACGAUGAGACGGUGAAACAGGAGAAGACGUGGUGUGUGCGAUCCGAGAGCACCGAGCUCCUCCAGGGUCUGCUGGCCUGGGUCAGAGCACAGUGGGAGGCCAUGUUCGGAGUAAAACUGCACACAAGCCUGCAAGACAAAGCAACAUAAUAGGCGGAGGAUAUGGAGAAAAAAAAC